Molecule: messenger RNA, 1128 nt
Organism: Exophiala mesophila
Lineage: Eukaryota; Fungi; Ascomycota; Eurotiomycetes; Chaetothyriales; Herpotrichiellaceae
Exons: 1
Coding region: 1-1128 (375 amino acids)
Source: RefSeq, a predicted model, not a curated record
AUGUCUUCUCUAGCCAAAAAGUCCAUGAACUUCAUGAGAGACGUGUAUGCAUUAGCCAACGAGCAUACCAACGGUGCUUUACCCUCGACAUCGUCUUCCAAACCCUCAUCCAACUAUAGACCAAGUUCCAGUCUAUCGUCGCAAUUCAGCCACCAUCUCAAUUACGAUCGUCCAUCCAACAGACCAUCUACUUCAUACUCGCCUCGUCUUAGUCCGUCUCCACAAUUACAACCACAAUAUGGUCAACAUCAGCCAGUUCAUCAACCUCACGGGUCUUGGUCUAGCUCUCCGGACAUGACUCCAUCUCCUGGAUCUUGGUCACAGACUCCUCCUAUCCAAGGCUCGACUUAUCAGAAUCAGUCUCCCGUAGUAUAUCCCAACCAGGGACCACCGCUGAAUUACCAGAGCCCACCAUUACCUUUGCCCUCACCUGUAAUAUCGCCAUCUCCAUACAAUCCCCACGUCCAAUCACCCGGGAAUCAGUCUCAUUACUUCCAACCUCAGCCAGCCCUAUCGUUCCAGGCUUAUUCUCCAGCCCCAACUACUCAUCAGAACCCUCAGAUCUAUGGCUAUCCAAAUACUGGUCCUGGUCAGCCUGGAUCGUUUACAGCGUUACCACCUUCCCCUAUGUUGACUCCCAGUCCCAGCAGCCCACUCCCAGCUCACUCUCUUCCACAAAUGAACCAAGCGACGAACAUCACAGCCCCAACUACCUGGUCCCCGACCCCUGCAGCAAUGGAACUUCCUGGCUCAUACCCAAAACCUCCUCCCCUCCCUCGACGAAACAAAAUCCACCAACCACCCUCCACUACAUCCGAUCACGCCCAGACCAGUUCUCACCUCUCUUCUGGUCAGCAAAGUCUAGUCGAACUCCCCACAUUACAUGUUUCGGGUCCAGAUGCGACAUCAGUAUAUUAUGAGAUGCCAGCUGACUGUGUGAAACCCCCUUCACCAUCACCAUCACCGUCUCACGACCCAGAAUCAUUGCUACCAAUGGAACAUCCUAAACCAUCUACACAGGAUUCUCGUCACGGAUCUAACCACUCCAUCACAACCCUAGACGAUAUCCAUGCUUUAGACGGAAAGGCAUACGCUACGGAUUUUGUUCCGAAUUCUACAUGGAAAUGA